Messenger RNA from Durusdinium trenchii, 2046 nucleotides. The record is from the annotation of a GenBank genome assembly. NCBI's taxonomy places the organism in Eukaryota, Dinophyceae, Suessiales, Symbiodiniaceae.
GCUCACGGAGACCGCGUCGCCGGUGCGCCCCCACCGCGCCUUCCACCGCGGUGCGGCCGCGUGCGGCGCGCCCCAUGGGCUGCGGAAGCGGAAAAGCGGUGGUGUCCAAGAGCACUCUGCAGGCCACCGUGAAGUCCGUGACCAGUCCCGAGGACACCUCAUGGCAUGGCAGCAUCAGCACCGCUUUUGCUGUGGCCGGUGGCGGCUCCAGGGCUUUCGCCUAUGAGUUGGGCGUGUACCGUGCCUUGCAUCAGCUGGGCCUGCUGGACAAGAUCGAUUCCAUUGGGAGCGUGUCUGGAGGCACCUGGCUCUCUUGCAUCUACAUGUUUGCGCGAACGUUUCAGGGCUCCCCGGUCACCACCGAGCAACUGCUCUACGGCGCUGCCAGCGCGCCCUCCGAGCUGUCAAUGGCACAGCUCCAGAAGCCGGUGCCGGCGGCGGCCAGUGGCAUGGUGCAGGGUGACUCCGAUAAGCUUUUAGCGGAGCUCACCGUGGAGUUCCUGGGUCAGGAAUGGGAGGUCUGGCCGCACAUCAUGUCGCGAUGGUUAUUGCGGUACUUCGACGAGCUCAAGAGCUUUGCCAAUUACUUGGCACUCGACGAUCAGCAGGUGGAGAGCAUCAAGGCACGGAAUCCGGAGCUGGAGAAGAAAAGCUUCCUGACCCUGCGACCGGAUCGGCGCCAGGCCUACGUGAUGUGUGGGGUGGUGCAAGCGCCUUUGCUGUACCUGGCCACCAACGACAACGUGGUGUCCCUCCAGAUGACUGCGGAUUUCGUGGGGAGCCCCUUCUACCCCAACAAUGCACAGGUGCAGUAUCAGAAGGCUCCCAUUUGCCCUUGCGACAAGUGUCUCUACAAGUGUUGCACAAUGAAGCGGACUGUGGGUGGUGGCUUCGUCGAAAGCUUCGCCUUUGGGGGUGCGGCACCGUCUGGCAAGGGGCAGAUGGGCGGCGAAGGCGUCUCCGUGGGGGCCCCUGAGAAACCCUUCUCUUUGCCCUAUGCCUGUGGUAUCAGUAGCUGGGCUCCAGGUCAGUUGGGAAACUCCACUGACAUCUUGGCGGAGAUCGGCAACAUCCGGAAGCCCUAUUGGCCAAUGCUGCCGCGCCUGGGAACGACGGCGGAGCAGCCGCAGCCCGCGCUGAUGUACGAGCUGGCCGAUGGGGGGCUGAUUGACAACUCGGGGAUCCUGAGCCAACUGCAGCGGAAGGCCUCCAGGAUAGUGGCCACCUUUCCGGCUGAGCACGCGAUCAACGAGUCCUACGACUGGGCCAACGCCACGGCGACCAGCUUCGACCCCAAAACCGCCGGCGUCUGCGACACGCUCUACGUGCUCUUCGGAUAUCCAGGGUCCCACUACAACAACAACGACCAGGUCUUUGAACAGGGGCUCUUGCUGCCGCUGGCCAAAGCGAUCAGGGCGUUAGUCUUAGCAGGGAAACCCGUGGUGUUGAAGAAGACCUUCAAGGUCUUGCCGAAUGAGUGGUGGGGUAUUGAGGGGAACUGUGAUGUGGAGAUCGUCAUGAUCUACAACGAGGUCUGCAAAGACUUUCAAGACCAGCUGCCAGCAGAUACCCAGCAAGAGCUUGCAAAAGGGAAGGAUGGUGCUUUUAAGAACUAUCCACACUAUUCGACCUUGUUCAACAAUCCCCCUGACUGCUUGGGGCUGACGACUCCGCAGGUGAACCUUCUCGCGGCGCAAGCGGAGUACACCGUGAAGAUGCACGCGCAGCUGCUGGAGGAUUUGCUCGACGGCUGCACCACGCACCUCUGAAGCCGCGUUCGUCGAAGCCGCGCCCUUCGUUGCCAACGGCUGCCCCCGUGGGGAACGGGAAGCCGGAACGAGACGCGAGGCCUGGUAAAAUGCCUUUGGCCUGGUUUGAAUGCAGAAGUGCGGCAGAAGAGACCAGACAUCGCAGCCAAAGUGCUGAGUUCGUGGUGGUUUCAGUUCGUGGAUCCAGUCCAUGCUCGCUGAACUCGGAAGCUUGACGUGACGGACGGUGACCGGUUUCGGCUAUGUGCAAGACCGGCGGUGACCGUGCGGUCACCGG